Molecule: messenger RNA, 324 nt
Organism: Colletotrichum lupini
Lineage: Eukaryota; Fungi; Ascomycota; Sordariomycetes; Glomerellales; Glomerellaceae
Exons: 1
Coding region: 1-324 (107 amino acids)
Source: RefSeq, a predicted model, not a curated record
AUGACAACGAUGACGGUGAAGCCCCAAGUCUGGAACCAAGCACUCAGAAUCUCUCUACCAAAAUACCCAGAAAGACGCACUAUUUACCCAUCGGCCUCGUACUUACACAGCCCAUCCGAGGAUCAAGUAUCACCCGAAUGGCAAUCACAAAACAUGGCUGGCCUUGCCCACGGUGAUAAACAGUACCUAACAGCCACCUCUCCUUCAUCCACGGAGCAGAGCCCCACUUCAACGCCCCGAACCCCAGGGCCAAGCCCGCGCGUGUCCCCGCCACGACGAUCCGAACCCCCGCGGCUCCCCCAACCUCCCCCCGGGAGCCCCUGA